AUGACCCGUUGCAACUGGUGGAAUCUUGACAUCCCACUGUUCAAAUCCCACCAUCCUUUGUGCUACCAUCAGUUGCAAAUCUGCCACCUCGUGAUCACAUCAUAUCCUGCCGACAAGCCCAUGACCCUCGCCACCCGCCACGCUGCCGCCACCACGUCGUCCUCGUUUGCCGAAGACUUCAAGGUACUCGUCAAGCAGACGCUCAACAGCACCUACGAGCCGUGCAUUGAAGGCGGCGCGUCAUCGCCGCUUGGGCAUCCCGGGAUCGAUAGCACCACCCGCCGUCCCGUACACGACACGCGAUCAGGAUGUAGUCAACCGAUUGAAAUCGACUGGAAUCGACGACGGACACAUUCGUUGGAUGAAUUGGACGCGCGAGACAUGCAUCUCCGCCGAAAACUGCACAGCAGUGACGCCGCCUCAAACGAGUUCUGGACGUGCGGCAGCCCCACAGGCGUCGACGACGACGACGACGACUGCAUCUUCGCCUUGGACUUAUAACCCGGGCAGACCCCUCGUCGUCGUUGUCCCUUUAAUUUAUAACGUGGUGCCAUGUCCUAGUUCAUGCUGCAUCAUGGUUUUGCACGCCUUUUUAACAAAACCCGCCAAAGUUCACUUGAAAU
Messenger RNA from Aphanomyces astaci, 623 nucleotides. RefSeq lists its product as hypothetical. NCBI's taxonomy places the organism in Eukaryota, Oomycota, Saprolegniomycetes, Saprolegniales, Verrucalvaceae. The record is from RefSeq and is a predicted model, not a curated record. The coding region runs from base 1 to 501 and encodes 166 amino acids. The transcript has a single exon.